AUGGCUGUGUCCAUCGGGAACAUAUCCCCACUCCUCGACCUCGCGACUCGCACAAUCCUCCCCGACCGAACGCGGGCCUUGGUCCCCGACCGCCGGGCCACCAGUCUUCUGCCGUCCGACGCCGUCCUGAGCCUCUUCUGGAAGGAUACGAUCCAACCACACUAUCCGGACUCGACCUUUGAUCACCGGGAGAGGCACACGAACCGGGGGAGCAAAUCGAGCCGGUCGAAAUCGAGCGGGGUGGAGUACGAGAACUCUAGCGACGACGAGAACGGGAGCGGGAUCGAGGACGAGCUCGGGGAGGACGAAGGGUUCGAUUGGGAGAAGGAGAUGAGGAGGAGGGUGAAGGAAAUCGAGGAGAUGCGGGAGCUGGAGACAAAGGCAGAGGAGUUGCAGUACAGAGUCGAUCAGGAUUUUGGAGAUGGGGGUGGCGGCGACGACGGCGACGGCGGCCGGAAAGAGGAGAAUGAGGAGGAGAAGCGGAUGAGGGUGAAAAAGGAACUCGAGAAGGUAGCAAUGGAGCAAGCAGAAAGGAGGAAGACAGCUCAAUUAAUGUUUGACUUGGGACAAAGAGCAUACGAAAAGGGCACUUAUGCGCGUGCCACUGAGUUUUUUGAAGCCGCCCUCACAAUCAUCCCAAGACCCACCUUGUUUGGCGGUGAGAUACAAAUUUGGCUUGCGAUGGCAUAUGAGGCCAAUAACCGCCAUGCGGACUGCAUUGAUCUGUACCAACAGUUGGAAAAAAAGCACCCGAGUGUCAGCAUUCGGCGCCAGGCCUCAGAAUUGCGUUACAUACUGCAAGCGCCAAAGCUUAAGAUAACCCAAGAGGAGAUGGUCACGAUUCCCCUAAUAGGUUCUAGUUAUGACAGCUAUGCGGCUACAUGGACUGACAAAUACAAGGAUAAGGAUCAAAGAAUGAGCGGGUCCACAACAAACCAGCUCCCGUCAAACAAGGACUACUUAGCGGACUUUUUGGUCUGGAAACCUCCGGUGGGUCUGGAAAAGAACCAAGCUUUUUGGGUGUCGUUGACCUUGUGGGUCGGUCUCGUUGGGGCAGCUCUCUUUCUGCAAAGAUGA
Striga hermonthica is the source of this 1077-nucleotide messenger RNA. Lineage: Eukaryota; Viridiplantae; Streptophyta; Magnoliopsida; Lamiales; Orobanchaceae. The record is from the annotation of a GenBank genome assembly.